ACACCUAAAUGAAGCGAGCAGGAUGCAGGAACAGGGAUGCUGAUGCUCUUUUGUUUGUGAAACAGUGGAUCCUGGGCUACUAAACAGGAAAAAAAAAAAACAGGAAUGAUGCUUUUUGCUGUGCGCGAGACGACUUUUCAGGGACGCAUCAUGAAAAGUCAGCAAGGGAACCCUUCAUCAUCGCGAGAAGCGCAUGCAGUUUCACAUUGUAGCCUGAACAAACCGUGAGAGUGAAGUAUUGCCAGUUAGUGAACGGGAGAAAUGGGAUUUUGCAACUUUUAAGGAAGUAUUAAGGGCGCGCGCGGGUGUGUGAGCGCGAGAAAGAGAGACAGAGCGCGCGCGCGCGGGUGGGUGAGAGCGCGAGACAGAGAGACAGAGCGCGCGCGGGUGUGUGUGUGAGAGGGUGUGAGCGCGAGACAGAGUGCGCGCGGGUGUGUGAGCGCGAGACAGAGAGACAGAGCGCGCGGGCGGGUGUGUGAGAGGGUGUGAGCGCGAGACAGAGCGCGCGGACGGGCGGGUGUGUGAGAGCGAGACAGAGAGACAGAGCGCGCGCUCGCUCGCUCGCUCCGGGACACGGGUGAAGUUCGGGUCAUGCCGUCUCUGCACCAUGGCGCCGUGUUCAUUGGCGUCUUCCUCAUCGUCACCGGGGGCUCGACCGCAUUCCUGACGUCUAGCCAGAGCAAACUGCAGGCGUUCAGCCUGUGCUGUGUGGUCCUGGGCGCAGUCAUGCUCAUCCUUGGGCUCUUCUGGGCCAUGAACAGCAAGAGCCACCAGGGCUCCUACACUAAUGAAUACACGCACGACUAUGGGCACGUGCUGUUCAGCCCACCGCCCGGGAGCCACUUCCCGGAGUCCCAGUCCGUCUUCAUGCACAGAACUUUGGAAAGGCAAAGACGAGGGAUGUACGGGGACGAUUUUGACUACCCUCCUAUGGAGACAACAUGGAGCCCAGCUGCUCGAGGACCACCCCCCCACUGGGAGACGGAACCACCACCUCCGUAUGAAGUGGCCAUCAAAACCACAUGCAGCUCCACAAACAUGCGACGCAGUUACUCGGACACACUGUUGUCCACUGAGCCGCUCUUCAGUCGAUCCCGUGAAAUCAGCUUUGAAGUGUAAGGCUUGUGCUGUCAGCGAGCCAUUAGGCUGCACUCAUUCACUGCAGCCAGCAACUAGCAUGGAGUAUGGCUCGCCCAAGGAACACACACACACUCCAAGUGUGCUUCAGAAACCUUUAGCACUGAAGCUACCUUUUUUUUUUUUCUGACGAGUUCCAUUUUGAAUAUUUGUCAAAAGAGAAAUUAUGUAACCUUAUCAAGUGGCAACAUCCCGAUGAGUAUUUAAUAUCUGCUGUUUCCUUCUUUGAAAUGUGUUCUUUUAUAAUUACAGUACUGGUCAAAAGUUCGGACACGCCCUUUAAUUCAAUGGAUGUCGUUUCUCUUUACUUAGUAGAGCAGUUCUUGAUAUAAUAUGGAUUAGUAUA
Messenger RNA from Neoarius graeffei (lesser salmon catfish), 1483 nucleotides. RefSeq lists its product as uncharacterized. Bases 592 to 1119 code for a protein of 175 amino acids. Lineage: Eukaryota; Metazoa; Chordata; Actinopteri; Siluriformes; Ariidae. The record is from RefSeq and is a predicted model, not a curated record. The transcript has 2 exons.